GCUCCUCACUCACUGUCAGAUUAGAGUUUAAUCCGAGGAGGAGGAUACUCUGUCAAGACGCUGUCUGCAUCUUGGAAGGAUUCUUGGUGUUUAUGCAUACUAAAUAAACGCGACUUUACGCGCUGCUGUCAUUUUGCCCACGGUACUCGGCUUGUACAUAGAAGAUGAAACGCCAGUCUUCCGUUGCCUGUCCGCCGACUUGCCAAUACGUUAAGAUGUUAGCUGGCUAACUAGCUGAAAAAGAGCAACUAAAUCGGAUUAGCUGCUAACGGCAGCCUCCCUCUAGGUAAUAUCCAGGUAUUAUUUGCUGUACUUGGCAAGUGUUACAGAGCAAGCGGUCGCCUGUUUUUAUUUAUUUUUUAAUCACGUUUCUACGACUGUGUCAAGAUUGCUACUUCAAUAAUUUGCUAGUAUUAAUGUUGCUUCAAGCAAGCUAGGUCACUAGCCAGUCAAACCACAACAAUAGCUGGAGCUCCUUCGCUAGCUAAUCCUUACUGUGUGUUGGAAAGAGCAAACCUAAAACUAGUGCCUCCGAACCCAACUGAAAGUCAAAACGGAGCUGACGGCCAGACCGAGGUGCUAGCUUGUCCUCAGGCUAGGGGGCAAGAAAGCUAUACAAGAUCUGAUCCUCGAAAUUAGCAUCCAGUCGAAGCAAGAAUGUCAGGAAAGGACAAAGACAAACAGGAGAAACAGUCUACAACAGAGCGGCUGAUAAAAGCUGUGCCAUACCCUCCGCAGCAUAAGCUGACUAUGAAAGAGCUCUUUGAAGAUGGCAAGCCCAAUGCAGAGCUGCUCCGCAAUCACCUUGUCAAGGAGGGCAGGGUUGAAGAAGAUGUGGCUCUAAAGAUCAUCAAUGAUGGGGCCAACAUCCUCCGCCAAGAGAAGUGCAUGUUGGAAGUGGAAGCGCCUAUAACAGUAUGUGGUGAUGUCCAUGGACAAUUCUUUGACCUUAUGAAGUUGUUUGAAGUGGGGGGAUCACCCAGUAACACACGGUAUCUCUUCCUCGGUGACUACGUAGAUCGAGGAUACUUCAGUAUUGAGUGUGUUCUCUACCUCUGGUCGCUCAAGAUCAACCACCCCACCACACUCUUCCUCCUGCGUGGGAACCACGAGUGCCGGCACCUCACAGAGUACUUCACCUUCAAACAGGAAUGUAAAAUUAAAUACUCUGAACGGGUGUAUGAUGCCUGUAUGGAGGCCUUUGACUGCUUGCCCCUCGCUGCCCUGCUCAAUCAACAGUUCCUGUGUGUACAUGGCGGACUCUCACCAGAAAUCAACUGCCUAGAUGACAUAAGGAAAUUAGACAGGUUUAAAGAGCCUCCAGCAUUUGGGCCAAUGUGUGACCUGAUUUGGGCUGACCCUGGCGAGGACUACGGCAGUGAAAAGACAUCUGAACACUUCAACCAUAACUCAGUCAGAGGCUGCUCCUACUUUUUCAGUUAUUCAGCAGUCUGUGACUUUUUGGUAAAUAAUAACUUGCUGUCGGUAAUAAGAGCCCACGAAGCACAGGAUGCAGGGUAUCGGAUGUACAGAAAAAGCCAGACCACAGGCUUUCCUUCAUUAAUCACAAUCUUUUCAGCUCCAAAUUACCUAGAUGUCUACAACAACAAAGCUGCUGUAUUAAAAUAUGAGAACAAUGUGAUGAACAUCCGACAGUUCAACUGCUCCCCCCACCCUUACUGGUUGCCCAAUUUUAUGGAUGUCUUCACAUGGUCUUUGCCUUUUGUUGGAGAGAAAGUGACGGAGAUGCUGGUGAAUGUACUGAACAUUUGUUCUGAUGAUGAGCUCAUGUCCGAGGGAGAUGACCUGUAUGAAGGUGGCACCUCAGCGAUGCGAAAGGAGGUCAUCCGAAACAAGAUUCGUGCUGUGGGGAAAAUGGCCCGAGUCUUCUCAGUCCUCAGGGAGGAAAGCGAGAGUGUGUUAACACUCAAAGGCCUGACCCCGACUGGAACUCUUCCACUGGGAGUGUUGUCAGGGGGAAAGCAGACCUUACAGACCGCUACCAUUGAGGCAGCUAAAGCAAAAGCCAUUCAAGGCUUCUCUCCAACAAGGAAGAUCCGCAACUUCGAAGAGGCACGUGGCCUGGACAGGAUAAAUGAGAGGAUGCCACCUCGCAAAGAUGGCCAGCAGCCAGAUGGUACCACGAUCAACACCAACACCCCCAACAAGAAUGGCACUGGAUAGAAAUGCAACCCUCCCAUUUUCACACAACCCACACCACCUGACUCAUUGCCCCUAACCUCUCUCUCUCUCCCCCCUUCUCUCUCUUUUUGUCUCUCUCCGUCUGUCGCCUCUACUGAAACUGCAUAUCCAUCUUCUACUCGCCUGCAGUUGGGCGGGGAAAGGAAGCGGACACAUCAGUAAAUUAAAAACAAAAGGAGGCCACAGCGCUGGGAAAACACUUCCAGCUGCUGAAAAAAGACAAACAUAUGAUAUGUUAUCUGGGGAAAAAUCUAAUCUUAUUUAUGAAAGAUUAAUUAUAUUAGAUAUAUUGUGUGAUAGCAACAAUCAUUGAAUGAAGACAUUUUGCAGUUGUUCAAAUGUAUACUGUACACUGAGGUCCUAACUUAUACAUGUCAAAGGUAUAAAAAAAGGUAAAUUUUAUAAAUUUGAGUUGCUACAGAUAGAUGAAUCCCUUUUAUCCAGGAGUUUUAGUCACUUUAAAGUUUUUUGUGGUCUCCAUGUGUUUGGUAAGGGAAAUAUGAAGUAUGAAUACUGUGGCCUCAACCGCCUCAUUUGGAUCUUGCAAGGUUCUUUGUCAAGAUAUUGUAGGCACUCAAGGGUUCACAUACAGUGCAGUGUUUGCUUAUAUGUGUGUCAGUUGACAGAUAAAUUAUAUUAUUAUAUAUAAUGUAUUGAAAGGUGAAAAAAGAAGGGAAGUAAAUUAUGUAAGAAUAAUUAUUACAAUUUCAUAUUUUAUAUUCAAAGCAUAAUUUUAAUGAAGACUUAAAAUCCUAUUCAUUUUCCAUAAAACUUUGAUGAACCCCCAAAGAUGCUGAAUGGAUUUUUGUUCAGUAUUUUCACUUCCAGAGUAACAACAAUUUCUUCCUGUAUUAUUAUUUGUGAAUGAAACAGUGAAGGUGAAGGAUUAAUGCUUUGUGUGUUGCUGGCAGUCCUGUGCUGGUAUGACUUGUAUUCACUUGAUGGCAGCUAGGAUGUUCUUGCUCCGCUAAACCAAAAAAGGGAUAUACAGUACAGCAUGUCUUACUCUAUCACCACAACCAGAUCUGUCAGUACUCUCACAUAAUGGUUGGAAAGCACUUCUUCUUCUUCUUCUUCUUCUCAAGUACUGAAGUUAAGCUGACCUUUCUGGGGUUGAGCACUGUGUAUGAAGAUUACAGCAUGAGAAACCAACUGACACAAAAGGACACAUUUUCUCUGCGAUCAUCCCUUUGGACUAAAGAGGACAUAUUUGCUUACAAAGCAGAGGAACUGCUGGCCAUACUGUCCUCAUAAUAGACUGAUAUUCAUCGUUGCUUAGGAAAUUUCAGUGUAUUUAACAGAAUCAUGGCAGUUUGAUUUGAUGUUUUAUUGUCAGACACUAAAAAAACGGUGUGUUUUUGGGGCUUUUCUUUGUUUCUAAAGCUGUAUUAGUGUCUCCAUCUACUGUUGAUUAUACAGUAUGCAGAUGUUUUUUGAAUUGUGAUAAACAUACGUAUCAAAUAAGGGAAACAUUUGACAUUCAUUGAAGUGACAGCAUUUUGACGAUGCUGUGCCCAGACACAAUGGACUGAGUCAUUCCUCUCAGCAGGGAUGAUACUAUAAAAGGUACCACCACCACACUAAUAGCUGUCUAUCAAGGCCUAACAGUACUGUAAUCAUCUCAACCAUGGCUGACUCAUAUAUACAGUAUAUUUUUACAGCGCGUGGUCAUACCAAGAUGGGGACCAUUAACACUUGCUGAGGUUGCUGGUGUGUAUAUGUUUUUCUGCUCUGAAGUAUUCAGACAUUGAGCUCUCUUUUGGUCUGAACACCUCCACUCCUCUUUCACAGGCACUCCCAACCCUUUAAGACCUGCUUCUUCAAGGACAUAAGACCAACUCAACUGGUGCUUCGACACACCUGACUGUAAUUCUGUUGUCUUUUGUCAAUCAAGAAAGGAGGAGGAAAUAAGCUUUAAGAUUUGCUAUUCUCUUGUGAUUUUUUUUCUUUUUUCUUUUUUUUUUUUUUAAUGAGGUGUUUGCGCUCAUGUGCCAUGCCACCUUGGCCACACAUGUCAAGAUCCAUAUGUGUGUGUGUGUGUGGAUGGUGAACAGAGUCAAUCCGGGAGACUUUCAAUCACACAUUAUUGAAGAUUAAGUGUCAGUAAUAUUAAUCUCAAGCUCCUUAAAAUUCCCAAAAUGUUGUUUGCCGUUAUGUUCAGUAGACUUCUGGGAAAGCUUCCUAAAGAUGAAAUAUUUCGGUUUACAUUCAUAACUGUGAUAUUAAAAUUUCUUUUAAAGGUAAGGCUUUAUUGGGCGAGCCGUACCGUAUACUGACCUCCUGUUAGGUCCUAUACAUCUUGAAGAAUGUAAAAAAAAAUAUUGUUCAUCAAAAAUCUUAAAAUAGCUGUAAAAAGGGGUGAAAAAAAACUGUACCGUACUUGUCAUGCGAGGCCAUGAAAUCUUUUAUGUAGAUGUAUCACUUGAAAGAAAAUAAUAAAAUUCAAAUACAGUGUUUUA
Lates calcarifer (barramundi perch) is the source of this 4661-nucleotide messenger RNA. It is a transcript of the gene ppp3cca, whose product is annotated as protein phosphatase 3, catalytic subunit, gamma isozyme, a. Gene Ontology annotation, cellular component: cytoplasm; calcineurin complex. The transcript is spliced from 14 exons. Gene Ontology annotation, molecular function: calmodulin-dependent protein phosphatase activity; calmodulin binding. Gene Ontology annotation, biological process: calcineurin-mediated signaling. The record is from RefSeq and is a predicted model, not a curated record. The coding region runs from base 658 to 2184 and encodes 508 amino acids. NCBI's taxonomy places the organism in Eukaryota, Metazoa, Chordata, Actinopteri, Centropomidae.